This is a messenger RNA of Aplosporella prunicola CBS 121167, 2359 nucleotides long. RefSeq lists its product as uncharacterized. The coding region runs from base 320 to 2359 and encodes 679 amino acids. NCBI's taxonomy places the organism in Eukaryota, Fungi, Ascomycota, Dothideomycetes, Botryosphaeriales, Aplosporellaceae. The transcript has 2 exons. The record is from RefSeq and is a predicted model, not a curated record.
CUCUGAACGUCGGCACUGAACAUUUUCUUGAGCGUGGUUUCCUAUAAAAGCGCGGCUCUUUCACAUCUCACCUCUGAAACAACUACGAAGCAGUUUCCUUCCAAAAUCGACCUUCUUGCCUCAUAUUUAAAGAUCGUUCUUCUCCGUCUGCGUACCAUCUUCAACACACCCCUCGACAUCUUCCCUCGCUCCAGUACCUUAUCGUUCGUUGAACAACAGGAAUUGUCUAAUUCUUGUCACUGCCCUAGUUGGUCACUUCCAUCGAAAUUUCUUGCUUCUCUCACCUUUGCCUCUGAGUCAACCCUGGCCUCUCAAAGCUAUGAAGUGCCAUGAGACCGAUUCAGAUCUGGCAGCCGAAGUUACUGUUAAGUGUGGUGACAAUCCCUCUGAAGAGUAUGGUUUCUGGAAGGACGAGGACGACGACAGUCUCUGUUGCUGGAUUCCUGUGGUCGAAGGAGAAACAAUCUCGAUCCAUACCUCACUGAAGGGAUUUUUCAGCAAAGGCCAUGUUGACCUCGCCAUCGACGGGAUCUUUCGCAACACCAAGGAAUCGUAUACCAAGAAAACUAGGACGAAGCGAGUUGAGCACUUCGAUACUGUGUACCACAAGGAAGGCCGAACGGUCAAGAAGUCAUUGAUGCGUAUCAAGGCUCUUGAGGAGACUAGCACUCCUAGUGGCAACCAAGAUGUGGGCAUCAUAGAAGUGCUCCUACAUGCCAUUCAGGCGGAUGACCAAGCCACAAGCCUCAAUGUCGUUGAUACCUUCAGCGAGAUGGGUAACUGGCGCGAGGGGAACAAGAGGCCCGGUGUCCACGCUCUCGUGCCCGACUUCGAGAUCGAGAUGAUUGACUCAGAUGAGCCUGUGAUCAAGUCAGGCGCAGCUCAUCGCAUCGUGAGCUUGAUGAAGAGGAAGCGUCCUGGUAGCUCGCCAUGGGCGAUUAUGAAGUUUUUCUAUCGAUCCAAAGGUAAGUUGUUUCCGGCUCGGAAUGCGCAAUCGGUCACUCUACUUCACAGUGAUUCAGUAGCUAACCUCUAUCCAGCCGCCAUCGUCGCCAAAAAAAUUUCUUCUGCGCCAAAGUCUUCACACGCUCUCCCGCAACGCCCCAGAAACGGCACCAAUACCUCUGCUCUGUCGCAGUUCAGUCGUGAAGCUUCGUCCAGCAUCGCUGACUCCCUUGCUUCGCCCUCACCUCGCCAUCCACUACCUUCGCGCGCCACCACUGUAGAUUCUUUCACAGAAAAGUCUGCGAACCCAAGUGAACCAACAUACACUCCACGAUCUUCGCCCCAGCGCCUUCUUUGCCCCGCACCCUCAUCUGACGGCAACACACUGCCGAAGGACGAGGGAAUCCGAGCAGAUCCUCCUGCCUUCAAGCUGCCUGGACUUACUCUCCAUACCACAAUGGAUCGCAAGAGCAUCACCGACACAACUUUGAAGACAGUUCCCGAAGAGCUAGAGCAGCAGCCAGAAGAGUUUCACAUGCAGUUAAAGGCCGUCACAAAAGAAGACCAAAGCGAGAUCAACACACGAGCCAACAACGAAGUCACUGCCACUGACCAUGCGUCAACAGUCCCCGAGAGUGUCUUUAGUCGCCUUGCACGGUCGUCUAGUGAAGGUCGGAAGUUGCACAUUCAGAUGAACGAAAGCAGUCAGGUGAACGCAGACGACGGCACUCACGCCUUACACCAAGGGAUUCCGCGGUCUUCUCCGACGUUAGAUGGUAGCGAAUUAGCUGAAAAGAGGCAAAACGAUUGCUCUAUCCCGGAGGAAACCGCACGCUUGGACAGUCCCUUCGUUCCCAUCGUUGAAUCCGUUGAGAACAGUAGAGAGGUCAGGGUUAUAACGACAGACGAUGAAAUUGCAGAGAAAAAGGUGGCAGUCAAGGGUGACACUGAGGUAGACAUGGAGAGUUCGGCAACUGACGACCUGGUCAGCAAGGAUAAAAACGUCAUCAAGACCUCAGAGCGUGUCCAUACAGACUCCGAACAGUUGGAAGAAGAGCUACUGAAGGGGGACGGCAUCCCUUCGAGCUCAAACAAGCGCACCGCUACGUCCACUCCAUCCUGUAGUAAGGAUGGCAAGCGUCAAAAGCUCGAUACCGGCACUGACACUGCCAAAAUGUCUGUCACUCAGCUCCAACAAUUGCUUACACAGAAGAAGCGCAAGAGGGCCGAGGUGCAGCUCAGAGUCCAAGAAGGACAGCGGAAGAAGCGUGAGGCCAACGAACGCCUGCAGACCGCGUUACGCAAGCAGCUGGAAGACGUGGAGAGGGAAACCGAAGACCUUGAGAAUCUGGCGAUGGACGAUGAGGAGGCUUGUCUGCAGGAUGAGCAGGCAUUGAAGGAUUUGGAGAAUUAG